Peromyscus leucopus (white-footed mouse) is the source of this 1327-nucleotide messenger RNA. RefSeq names its product RNA binding motif protein 3 (gene Rbm3). NCBI's taxonomy places the organism in Eukaryota, Metazoa, Chordata, Mammalia, Rodentia, Cricetidae. The transcript has 7 exons. Gene Ontology annotation, cellular component: spliceosomal complex. The record is from RefSeq and is a predicted model, not a curated record. The coding region runs from base 244 to 714 and encodes 156 amino acids. Gene Ontology annotation, biological process: positive regulation of mRNA splicing, via spliceosome; regulation of translation. Gene Ontology annotation, molecular function: RNA binding; ribosomal large subunit binding.
UUCCCGGAAGCAGCAAGGCAAAUUGCUUCCUCCGCCUUCCUCUCCCACCACCCAACCCCCGCUGGCCUUAACCAAUGAGCACGCACGCCGGGCCGCGCUGGGGGACGUUCUGUGACGUAGCUGCUACGCACGCUUUAUCAGGCGUCUUCCCGCGCGGCAGCCUCUCUGUUCUCCCGGCCCCGUAGAGCUCGCUGUGUCUCCAGCCUUGUGACUUUUCAUUUUUUCCAGGAUUUGCAUUCUGCCAUGUCUUCUGAGGAAGGAAAGCUCUUCGUGGGAGGGCUCAACUUCAACACCGAUGAGCAGGCACUCGAAGACCACUUCAGCAGCUUUGGGCCGAUCUCUGAGGUGGUUGUUGUCAAGGACCGGGAGACUCAGAGAUCCCGGGGUUUUGGCUUCAUCACCUUCACCAACCCAGAGCAUGCCUCCGAUGCCAUGAGAGCCAUGAAUGGAGAGUCCCUGGAUGGGCGCCAGAUCCGUGUGGACCAUGCAGGCAAGUCUGCCCGGGGAAGCAGAGGGGGUGCCUUUGGGGCCCAUGGGCGUGGUCGCAGCUACUCUAGAGGUGGUGGAGACCAGGGCUAUGGAGGCGGAAGAUAUGACAGCCGGCCUGGAGGAUAUGGCUAUGGAUAUGGACGGUCUAGAGACUACAGUGGCAGAAGCCAGGGUGGUUAUGACCGCUACUCAGGAGGGAAUUACAGAGACAAUUAUGACAACUGAAACGGGGCAUGCACACGAUAUGUAGAUACACAAGGAAUAACACUUCUGAUCCAGGAUCGUCCUUCCAAAUUGCUGUAUUUAUAAAGAUUUUUGGAGCUGCGCUGAAACAUCUGUUUUAGUACAUCAAGUUCUAUUUUUGAAUUGAGCUCCCAAGGUAGUUUGUUAAAGACCUUUUAGAAAGCUCCAUGUGUUCUUUAAACAUUUUUUUCCCCUUUUAAAGAAAACUUUUAAGACAUUGGUUAUGGUACCAAUAUUUUUUCUUUUGUUAGUUUUUAUUUAGGUUCAGGAUUGUUUCUGGCCAAAAAAAGUGGCCAGGCUAAUGUUUUUAAAAUUAAUGUGUAUUUAGGGACAUAUGAAAAAACUUGUAUACAAUGUUUAUCAUGGCCAGAAAGUGAUUUCUGAAUGUACCUAUGAGCAAUCUGAAUCAAGAUCAUGAUUACCUAGAGAUGUUUUUUAUUCAAGAUUAUUGUCCUGAUUAUAUAGAAGAGCUUCUUGAAAAUGUUUGUGAAUGUCAUUUUUUUAAUACUGGAAGAAAAGAUAUUCUGUUGUGUCUGAUGUGUUUAGGAUGUCCUUUAUGGAGCUAAUUAAAAGAUGAAACCUGAACACAAAUCAA